AAUUUCCGCCCCACAUUUUGUCCUUCACACAACCGUUGCCGAAGAGAGUUGCCAGUUGCUCCAAACAACAACAAGCUACGCUGUACACUGUGUAGAUACAAAAUGGACUAUUCCCCGAAGCAGGUCAACAUUUUCAUUUGGCAAAUAUUCACUGCCUUUUUUCUGCUGUAGCUAUGGCUGCCGUUGCAAGCGAUUACUACAGAGACAAGGCAACCGUAUUCGGUCAUCUACCAUGGUAUCUGCUCUUGUUCAAGUCAGUCUUGUAUCUCGUGUGGACACUGCUUCACAAUCACAUUGAGACAACUGUCAUCUCUCGAGAGAUAUUAUAUACUUUGAUGAAUGCGUUACUUGUCGCAAUUCUUUUGACCCCAUUGGUUUCGGGCUCGCUCCUAUCUCACGAUCAUGAAGGGUUACUUUUGCUUCAUUUUCAUCUAUGUGCGACGAUGGCAAAAGUACCAACUCUGAAGAAGGAUGGUGUCUCGACUUCUGAAGAAGCUUCAGAAUGGAAAGAAGCUUUAGUGUGGAAGAUACGUCCUUGUCUACGGUGGGAAAUCUGGGUUUUCGAUGCACUCAGCUUUGUCUGUUUUCUUACCACAUGAUUCUUCAUCAAGAGCCCGACCCGACAACUGACUAUGCCACCGGCGUGACUCAGACUCUGCGCCUGGGAGGAGGAAUUCGAAGUCAAGUUGUGCUCUUUUUAUUGCAGGUCAUCACAUUCUUUCCCUUGCAUGUCCGGAAAUUGAGUUACGAAGUUCUCAUCGCAAAACAUAGCUCGGUGGAGUGGAUUGUGGGCCGCCUAGUCGGCCUCCGGACAAUAUUCACUAUGAACUUGGUCCUACUGCUAUCCACCGCCUUUUCGAAUCAGCGAUGGCUGUUCUUUCCAGCGUUCUUCAUUCAUUUUGUUGCGGCUUUCAUUUUUCGAAUUCCUAUCAGUCGCAACGAAUCUCGCGUACUGCGGGAACAUCGAGUCUGUUAUUUGGCAAUGGUCAAUUCCUUGCUUUACGAAGAGUCUUGAUUAAUAAUAGAAAGGAGCUUGGAAGUUUCCGGAGGAGGGAGACCGCUACUAUCAACUGUUUACCUACCAAUUCAAUGACGAUGACAUUGGCAAACAACAAUAAGGCUAAUCCCAUAAUUAUCUAAGAUAUCAUAGCAGAAAAUACUUCACUGC
Messenger RNA from Seminavis robusta, 1168 nucleotides. The record is from the annotation of a GenBank genome assembly. NCBI's taxonomy places the organism in Eukaryota, Bacillariophyta, Bacillariophyceae, Naviculales, Naviculaceae.